GAAAAUGAACAAGGGCCCGAGUACGGAGACGAAUGGAUAUAUUUUUACGACGAUGAAGGCAACACUCAUACAAUGAACUUCUCUACUCUACCCCAGGAGACACGCGGGAUGCUUUUUGGAGAAGCUUACUUUUAUCUGUACACCAGACGUAACACUGAUCCAGAACAAUUAUUUAUGCCUGAAGAAAAUCAACCAUUUUCAAGCCAAUACUUUAAUUCAUCCAAUGAGAUCAAGGUAGUGACACAUGGGUGGUUCUCGAACGAGAAGACGGAGUGGCUCCAGGAAAUUAAGGACGCUUUCUUAAGAAAAUCAGAUUUUAACGUGAUCACCAUAGACUGGAGCGAACUAGCGAAGAACCCAGCCUAUCCAUGGUCAGCUUUUAGCACGAGAUACGUAGGGAAAAGAACAGCAAAAAUGUUAGACACCAUUUCAAAAACUUAUGGACUGAAUGGCAGGGUUAUACAUUUAGUGGGACACAGUUUAGGUUCCCAUGUAAUGGGAUAUACAGGUUUAUUCUCAACGCAAAGAAUAAACAGAAUCACGGGGUUAGAUCCCGCCCGACCUCUCUUUGAGCUUCCGUUAAUGCCUCAAGAUUAUCGGUUGGAAAAAAGCGAUGCCGAAUUCGUAGACAUCAUUCAUUCAUGUGGUGGAGUGUAUGGGUACCGGAAAAGUCACGGUCAUGCUGAUUUCUAUCCAAAUAACGGGCAGGCUAAACAACCGGGCUGCGAUGGAGCGCAACAAGUCAUAGAGGGCUGCAGUCACGGACGCUCAACGUUAUUUUUUGCCGAAUCUAUCGACUCAAAGAUCCCUUUUGUAUCAUAUCCUUGCGAAAAUUGGAAGAAAUUUGAAAACGGCGAAUGUACAGAAAACUCUACUCUAAUGGGUUACCCGGUUUCAACAAAUAUUAGAGGCGAUUACUAUCUUCAUACGAAUAGCGAACCUGAGUUCGCCAGAGGUGAUAAUUAGAAUCUGUUCAAAGCGGAGAUGUUUAGAUACUAAGUAGUAGCAUAGUUGAUGUUUUACUAGGAAUUCUGUGACUACAAAUUAAUGAUCGUAUCGUAGAAAUCACUAACGGGUUCGGCUACCAAUAUAGUAUAUACCAAUAUAGCUAUAGUCCAUUUGAAACGAGCUCAAUUUGCUAUUAGUUCUUUCUUUAUUUUUGUCAUUUUUUAUUUCACCUUAGUGUUAUUAGAUAUUAGUUAUAAAUUUUGUUUCUGAACUUCGUUUCUGAUUUUCAUAUUUUAUCCCUAUU
Helicoverpa armigera (cotton bollworm) is the source of this 1252-nucleotide messenger RNA. RefSeq names its product lipase member H. Gene Ontology annotation, molecular function: lipase activity. The record is from RefSeq and is a predicted model, not a curated record. Gene Ontology annotation, biological process: lipid catabolic process. Lineage: Eukaryota; Metazoa; Arthropoda; Insecta; Lepidoptera; Noctuidae. The coding region runs from base 73 to 966 and encodes 297 amino acids. The transcript is spliced from 4 exons.